Coregonus clupeaformis (lake whitefish) is the source of this 342-nucleotide messenger RNA. Its product is annotated as UPF0575 protein C19orf67-like. The transcript is spliced from 3 exons. Bases 40 to 342 code for a protein of 100 amino acids. The record is from RefSeq and is a predicted model, not a curated record. Lineage: Eukaryota; Metazoa; Chordata; Actinopteri; Salmoniformes; Salmonidae.
GCGGCUUGGAAGUCCACGUCCUCAUGCCAUGACAUCAACAUGAUGGAUCAGAAGCUCAGACCCAUUGAACAGCAACUCCAGUACCUGCUGAAUAAGGCGGAUGAGUUUCAGGCACAUAUUUUAUACAGACGUGACAAUCUGCAAAAGGAAAACUUUGCUCGUGUGGUGCCUACUUUCCUGCGGACCUGUCAGCCCUACUUCACUUACCUGGAGUCGACCGCUCGCAGCUCCCUGCCCCAGCGCACGCCUCUGCCCGUGUACAUCCGCUCACGAUUGUUAGACUUCUCCCAGCAGCUGUGUGCGAGGCUGGAGCAGCUGGUCUUGACCUACGCCCUCCUUUGA